Molecule: messenger RNA, 1845 nt
Organism: Aspergillus sclerotioniger CBS 115572
Lineage: Eukaryota; Fungi; Ascomycota; Eurotiomycetes; Eurotiales; Aspergillaceae
Product: glycoside hydrolase family 76 protein
Exons: 3
Coding region: 79-1734 (551 amino acids)
Biological process (GO): carbohydrate catabolic process; fungal-type cell wall biogenesis
Molecular function (GO): mannan endo-1,6-alpha-mannosidase activity
Source: RefSeq, a predicted model, not a curated record
GACGCGCGCGCUUGGCCUUUUUGUGGAUUCCUUUCUUUAUUGUUUCUUCGCCCCAUACAUCACCUCGCUCUGGGAGCCAUGUUGUUUUUGGGGUGGCGUGGGGUUUUGGCAGGCCUGCUGUUAGGGUCACCCACCAGAGUGUCUGCGCUGGAGCUGAACAUCAACAACACUCAAUCAAUCAAAGAUGCCGCAACAGUCACGGUUUACAACACACUCUCAAACUCGUCCAUAAGUGGUGACGUAAAUCCUGUGUACGGUGACGAUAAUCAGUGGAUCUUCAACUCAUCGACCGUUGAGGCCUGGCUCUACUCGACAUUGAUCCCGUUCUGGAACAUAACUGGAAAUAACACCUACAAUGACCUCAUCACCAAGCGCAUGUACAGUAAAGUGGAUCUGGAACUCGCUACAUCAUGGGAGGAAUCCAACAACGAUACGAAUAUGAACCAUGCUGCCUGGGCACUGGCCGCUGUGACGGCAGCUGAGAUGGACUUUCCAGCUGAUUCUUCCAAGAAAUCUUGGCUGACAUACGCAGAGCAGGCCGAGGGAACCUUGUCAAGUACGUGGGGCUUUUCAAAUGUAUGCGGCGGCGGCCUCGAGAGCAAUAAUGAUGAUCUGAGUGCUUCCAAUUCAUCACGGAAGGACGCCGUCAGUAACGGGGAGUACUUUCAGCUGGCCUCGCGCUUGGCGUACCUCACCACUGGCGACAAUCAAGCUGGAUAUGCAAGCGAUGCAUCAACAGUCUGGGAUUGGAGUGUGAGUAGUGACAUGGUAGUUGAGAGCAACUGGACCAUCAAUUUCAUGGUUGAAAACACGACCGCCAGUGGCAAUUGCUCGUCGUAUUACGGCACUAGGGUCGAGUACACCUAUCCAUAUGGCUUGUACUUGAGCGGCGCAGCAUAUAUGUACAAUGUGACUAGCGCAGCGAUUUGGAAAACAAGGGCAGAAGGGUUGCUAAAUACCACUCUGAGUAUGUUUGUCGAUGACGGGGUGAUAGUUGAACGGGCGAUCAAUCUUAAUCCCGACUUGGGAUGGGAGGGCGACAUAGUUUGGGAUGAUGAUGAAUAUGCGUUGAAGGGGCUUCUCGCAUCAUGCCUUGCGGUGACGACGCGUUUCCUGCCAGACACCAUCGAUAGAAUCGAACCGCUCCUCCGGAGCACUGCCAAGGCGGUGGCGAAGCAAUGUAGCGGCACGAGCAAUGGCACCGUCUGUGGUUCUGACUGGACUGAUUCGACUUAUGAUCAGAAUCCCAACUUUUUCAGUUCGAUGAGUGCUGUGAAUGCUUUCACCGCGAAUCUAAUGAUGGCGCAGAACUCCGUGAGCGCGAGUACCAGCGGGUCAAGUACCAAUGGGACGAGUAGUGGCACGGGGAAUGACACUGGGCGAGGGGGAAGCUCAAGCGGGCUCUCUGGCGGCGACAUUGCCGGCAUCGUGGUCGGCUCGGUUGCCGGCGUUGCCUUGAUUGCUGCUGCUGCCUUUUUCGCCGUUCGCAAGAAGAGAAAAGUAGCUGCUGGCGGAGCUGGGGGAGCGAUGCCGGAGGAGCACACAGCCAGCGACUCCAAGGGCAAUUAUCAAGCAGCAGAGGUGGAGCCAAACGAGAUUGCAGAGCUUCCCCAAGGCGCAGCCUCUUACACUUUUGCGGAGAUGGACACCGACACCGGGAUGCAGCCCCCGCCCCAGGAAUUGCCGCCUCAGGAAUUGAAGGAGGCCAAGACCAUCCGUUAUGAAUUGGCCUAACCGGCAUGUAGAGUAUGAUCAACUAAUGUACAUAAUCAGGUGGCGAUGAUCUGUCCUCUUUGCCUGGGAUUAUAGAGAGAUUUAUCAUUAUUCCCUUGAUUUCAUGAAAGC